This is a messenger RNA of Cercopithifilaria johnstoni, 795 nucleotides long. Lineage: Eukaryota; Metazoa; Nematoda; Chromadorea; Rhabditida; Onchocercidae. The record is from the annotation of a GenBank genome assembly.
AUGUUCUCCUCACUGUGGUCAGCACUGUUCACUGAGGUCAGUGAUGAAGAGCUCCGAUUUUCUGUUUUCUUCCAAGUCCGAUACAAGAUCUAUUUUAUAAAUGUACUAUAUUUAACCAUCGGAAUGUUAUUGCUCAUCACGUACGGCUCAGCAAACUGUUCAAGAGCGAGAAAACUUGCAAUCACAAAAGAUGCAACACCCGACCAGUCAAAGAAAGCAGUUGUCGAACAUUCUGUACGCAUAAGUUUUCACAAUGAUUUGCCGAAAAGUGAAGGAAGUAGCCAAUGUUCGCCCAAACCUGCAGUCGAACAUCAUGCUAGAAAUCUAUUUAUGAGUCCUGAUCGGACACAGUCGGGAGCAAUUUGCUCGAAGGACAUAGCACCAACCAAACAUACGCCAAAAUUAUAUCUUAAAGCAAAAACUGUUGUCGGAAAAUCUUUGAUAUCCGACAAAGUGAUCACAGAAAAUAAAACCCAUAUAAACGAACUAUCUUUUGGAAAUGAGAAAUUGACUGAUGAUAAAACGCAAAUAUCUGCACCAUCGUCGGAUUUUACGCAGUUGACUGCAGUAUCAGAAGGGAAUAGCAAGCAAUCAUCAAAGACAUUAACAGAGUCAGCAGUUAAUGAAAGCAAAAAACAAGCGCAAUCAAAAAAUGCACAGGAAUAUGAUGAAGCUAUCACACAAAAUAUUUCAAUAAACCAGGUAUUAAAAGCUGCACAAAAUAAGAAAAAGCAACACUCGGAAGUGGAGGAAUCGGAAAGUGUCAGGGACAGUAUUGUUUCUCUCUCCAAGUAA